Molecule: messenger RNA, 2192 nt
Organism: Trichoplusia ni (cabbage looper)
Lineage: Eukaryota; Metazoa; Arthropoda; Insecta; Lepidoptera; Noctuidae
Product: sodium-coupled monocarboxylate transporter 2-like
Exons: 13
Coding region: 1-1824 (607 amino acids)
Biological process (GO): transmembrane transport; sodium ion transport
Cellular component (GO): membrane
Molecular function (GO): symporter activity
Source: RefSeq, a predicted model, not a curated record
AUGACGGUAAUAUACUUCGAUUGGCUGGACUACCUCGUCUUCGGGGGGAUGCUUCUCUGUUCGGCCCUCAUAGGGGUCUACUUCGCAUUCUUUGCGAAAAAAAAACAGAACACCACGUCUGAAUAUUUGAUGGGCGGGAAGAUCAUGGGGAUGUUUCCCAUAUCCAUGUCGCUGAUAGCCAGCUAUAUCUCGGGAAUCUCCUUACUGGGCUUGCCGGCCGAAAUGUACACCUAUGGAACACAGCUGUGGACGAUAGUGCUAUCUGAAUGGGCUGUUUCACUCACUAUAGCAAUUGUUUACUUGCCAGUUUUUUAUAAUUUGCAAAUCACUUCAACAUACGAGUACUUGCGAUUGAGAUUUAACCAAAAUGUUAGACUCCUGGGUUCAACAAUAUUUAUAAUAAAAAUGAUGUUGUACAUACCUAUAGUGAUAUACGUCCCAGCACUUGCGUUCAGUCAAGUGACCGGUAUAAACUUACAUUUGAUCACGCCCAUCGUUUGCCUCGUGUGUAUAUUUUACACGACACUUGGAGGACUAAAAGCUGUCGUUUGGACGGACACUUUACAAACUGUACUCAUGUAUUUUGGAGUAAUAUUUGUACUUGCAUAUGGUACAUGGCGUCUCGGUGGGGUAUCCAAUGUUAUUGAUAUAAACAAGAAAGGAGAUCGUUUAGAAUUCUUCAAUAUGGACGUCGACCCUACGAUCCGGCAUACUUUCUGGUCAACUGUAUUUGGGAAUUACUUCAGCUGGCUAGCUUCAUGCUCGGUUAACCAGGCAAUGGUACAAAGAUGCUUAGCUCUGUCUUCACUUCGAAGAGCUCGAAUUACCAUAUUCAUAAUGGCUGCUGGUAUAUUUAUUAUCGUUUCGCUCUGCUGCUACACUGGGCUCGUGAUCUACGCUACGUUUGCGACCUGCGAUCCCCUCACUACGGGUGCCAUCAGGAAGAGCGACCAGCUACUGCCGUAUUUUGUGAUGACUAUAACAGGAUCGAUACCCGCUUUACCCGGAAUCUUCAUGAGCGGAGUCUUUAGUGCUGCUUUAAGUUCAAUGUCCACUGGCCUUAACUCCAUGUGCGGAGUCAUAUUUGAGGAUCUCAUUCGACCUGCUUACAAUAAACCUAUCUCAGAGAGAACCGCCAGCUUUAUCAUGAAGAUAAUCGUAGUUGUCAUUGGCUUCGCGUGUGUUGCCUUGGUUUUCUUGGUAGAACAUAUGGGUGCUCUCAUACAAGCCGGUAAGAGUCUGGCGGGUAUCACAGCAGGCAGUCUACUGGGUCUAUUUUCAAUGGGACUGUUUCUUCCUUGGAUAAACUCUACGGGCGCGCUGACAGGGGGCCUAAUUUCCACCAUGCUUGUUGGCUGGAUCUCAUUAGGGACGCAAGCGGCGAUGAUCCGAGGGGAUAUCGUCGUCACACCGAAGCCUGUGUCGGUCUCCGGAUGCCCUGGAAACAUUACUUUACCUACCACUUCUGCGUCGCAUACCACUGUAGAAUUCGACAGGUCAGGCACGUUCUUCCUGUACAGACUCAGCUACUUGUAUUACACGCUAGUUGGGAUGGUCGUGUGUAUCGUCGUUGGUUCCAUCGUAUCAUAUUUCACGGAGCCCAAUGAUCCCGCGAUGGUGCACCGGGACCUGCUGACGCCGCUCGUCCACCGCUGGCUGCCCGCGCAGCACCCGCACUGCCGCCGCCCGCGCCUCACGCAGCACGACAUCGAGCUGCACGCCAGGGAACUAGACCAAUUGAGGGCACACACCUCUUACGAUAAAAUGGCCGACAGUCCUGAUCUAGCAAGGAAGGUGAACAACAACAUCGACGGCACUCACUAAUUAGAGUACUAAGUAAAUAAAUAACAAUUGUUGAGAUUGGUUUUUAUAAAAAAUAAAUGAAUUUAUUGGGUUUUGUUUCUAUUUGCAUCUGUUAUUUUCCCCUAAACCUGGUUGAUGUGGUUUCAAUAUAGCCGGUAAUGAGUCAUUUAGGGGUGAACGUACCACCCUCCCCGCCUGUAACAUUCAAUCAGUGUUACUAUACAGCUGUAUGUUGUGUUAGCCUCGUGUGGCUGGUUUCAGAUAGCCAAACGUAUCGAUCACCACUAGUGCACGUUUAAAUUAAAAGCUGCGCAGAGCUCGCUAAACGUAUUUAUUUGCAUCACGGUGUAAUCAGCGCUGUCUAGCUCAUGUACUGUAGGCAUAACAAU